AUGCUUUUCAUAUUGCGCCAAAACUUUCUGAUCGUUGAAGUGAAACUGACACGGGAGCAGGUGGAUGAUUUUGUGAACAUCCUACUACCCAUUUGCUUGGAUGCCAAUAUCUACACUAACUUCACUGGCAAUGGUCUGGAAGAAGCUAUGCAUUCCAUCCUAAGCCUCGCAGCUCUGCGACCGCGUCUCCUCUUUCCGCGCCUCCUAGAGAAUUUGGAGGCUGGCUUCCUCUCACCACAGCUUCCAUUGCGCAUUUCACGACCGCUAAUGGCCCUUGCUAAUGCUAUAGUCUUCCUCACUGCCUGCGACUUCUCUGAAAAUUGUCCCGAAGCCAUAAAUAUCGGCUGUCAGCCCUGUGACCAGCCUCAUAACUACGCCAUCGAGACUCCAAGGAUGCAGACCCCUGAAUUGAGGAAAUACAUCAAUUCACAUCUCCAUGCCAUGUCAUAUCCCGAGGGACGAAGUUUAGUGCAGCGCAUUUUGCGCUCUUGCCUCACCACUCUCGACCCAAACCACCGUGAUCGUCUCCGCUAUAGUACCUUAGUUCUCAAUACCCUCUUUCUGACAGUACCAAUGCAAGAUUUUUCAGUUGAUUACUCAUCAAUCCUAUCGAAUAGAAUGCUAGCAGAAGGAAAGGGAAAGGAGGAUAAGGAGCAGAAUCUGCGACAUGUGAUGCAACAGUGCUUCGAGGCAAGAGAGGUGGCGAGGUCGACUAUGGGUGUGGAGGAUCUCGUUGUACAGAUAUACUCUCAAGUGUUGCAUAUUAUGGCGAUUGAAAACGAGACUCCACAUUUUCAUGUGGCUGCUAACGAGACCGUACAGAAGACUAGGCGUGCAUGGAACUUGUCUCGCUCACUUGCCAGUCUUGGAGUCUCUCUCGCCAUUUCUGCCUCACCUACUCCACGUCUCCGCAUUCGUCUCGUCAAGAUUCUUACCGACGCAAUCUUUCAGAACCACUGGAACACCGCCAACACUCGUCUUCUCAGUGCUAUGCUCUUCUGGCUCAUCAGUGGUCGCAGAAGCGUCCUCGUUGCUAAUGAAGAUGAACAGUUUCCUGAGUCUAACAUCGCGCUCUUCGCUCUGCGUCAAUUUUGGCCGCGCUUUUUUCAUCUCUUUGAAGAACUCGACAGUGACAACGGUCUUACACAUUCAUCGAAGGUAGAGCCACGUUUCCUGACGUUGCUUGGUGUUUUACCAGCCUAUUUGUGCGCCCUUGUGCCCUCUCAUUUGGCCGCGAUUCAAAAUGAAUUCAUUAAUCCCACAAUUAACAUUCUCUCUCGCCUCUUCACCGUCUCCAUCGGCGCAGAUGGCGGAUUUUCACCGUCUACUGAGCUUGCUCAGGCCGCCUCGGAGUGUGCCAGUGUGCUAAUUUUUCGUCUUAUAACGUUUUCUCUCAACUUCGACAACGUAGACAUCUUCAACUCGGGUGCGCAUUGUCCACCUACCCAAUCAGCCUAUCUCGGCGAUCCCCUGUGGACGCCGUAUGUUGGAUGGCGCGAAAUGAUGGGUCUCUCUCAUUGGAACUGUCCCACGCUUGAGUCCUUUGCUGUAGCCGAGCGGGUCGUUCGUGCGGUGUUUCUACCAACUCUCACUAAGGUUUCUGCUGUCACCCAAGAGCUACGUACUUACGUUACAGAUGAAGUAACGGCGACAGGUGAGGAAAGUCAGAAGAACUUGCCUCAAUUGCCUUGUACUUCGGGUCAAUUAGGCACCUCAUUGCAGCGAGUGUUUCUAAUCAGCCUAACUACCUGGAUGAAGAACAUUUCUGCAGGAAUGUUUGAGGGUCUUAAACCAAGAAUCAUAGCCCACGCUGAUACUGAGUACGUGAAAAAGGUGUGCACUGAGUUAGAGGUAACUCAGGCGGACAUAUUGAGCUCGCCACUGAAUGGCGCUUGCGUCGACUUCAAACUCAACAUUCCCUUUUUUGAUGUGCCCUCCGAGUUGGAUGGAUUUUGUCUACGGGAACAAAUUUUCCGCGUUGGCUUGGAGUUUCUGGACGUUUUUGCCAAACUCUCCACCAAAAUUGAUGCGAAUUUUGUGAAUUCAUCAGUUCGAUCGAGUGGCCAAAGUGUAAUUGGCAGUCUUUAUUGCAAGGAAAGCCUUGAAGGUAUUGUGGAUGUCGUUCUCACAGCUUGUACUAAUGGUUCUUUGAAGUCAUGGGAACCUCUGGGCACCUGCAUUUUCUCCCUCCUUGAAACCAACAUUUGUAGUCGCAACGAAGUUGUAUUUGGUGGAUCUUCUAUUUUGCCUCUCAAACUGCACAAAAUCUGUGGAAUUUACGGCGCUUCAAGGACGCUAUUGACGGCUUAUUCGGAUGGCGAGGCACCCUCAUUACGGUGUGGUGGGGGUGGCUGCCUCGGCUUGAGCUAUUUACCCCUAGCCUGGCUCGUGUGUGCGCUCAAACAACAUACAAACUUUGUAUCCCAUGCCCUGCAGUCCGCUUCCGUCUGGCCAGGCUCCGAAGUCACUGCACUGUUUACGUACUGUCGACUUCCCGCUGAUUCACAAUCCCUGCGUCUCAUCGAGGUAUGUGCUCGCAUCGGCCUCACCUCCAACAAUAAGGGCACCUUUAAGCUAGCCCUGAAGGUCUUCAAAACACUCGCUGGUUUCUGCAUUCCCGGGGCAGUCUGCUUGGUUGCACGCCUAAUCAUUGAUACGCUCAAAAAACGAUGUGGCUCCACCUUUCUCAGUAGUGAGGAUUCAGUCUAUCGGGUUCAGAAGUAUCGCAGAAAAAGGGCAGUUUUCAUUCUGAAUGAGCUUCUCGGAGACGUUCACUUCAUGUGGGAAAUGAGUCUAAUAAAUCCCCGGCUUUGGGCAGAGGUCUGGGUGCUGUCUGCCAAGUCGACACUUUUUCCUACCAUAAAUUCUUGCUCCACCUCGGACUCGUUGACGCUACCAGGACUCUCGCAGUUCCAACUGACAGAGCGUUAUAAUGAUCAGGAAGAAAUUUGUCACAUUCUUAAGGCAUCUUUUAAUUCUUUACGGAACCACUACUUCCCGCUUUACUUUCCUGCUUCCUUCGAAUUAAACGCCCAUCCAAAAAAUUCGCCUCUGUAUCAUCUUAUAACGACUGCUUUGAGCCUCUUCAGGGACUUGGGUGGAUCAGAAGCAGAUGUCGUGAAGAAAAAUCCGUUUUUGUUAGUUCGCACCAUGGCUCUUCGUCGGGAAGCCUACAGAUUCCUCACAAAUGAGCUUUACGUCGAGUGCCUAAAGGACGCAGACACCACAGCCAAUUACGCGACACUAGUGCGAAUCCUUUCUUGCUAUCCCUUCAUGUGCGACUCUUCAGACAACGCGGUAUGGGAGGCAGCCCUAUCAAAAGAGUCGGGAGGCGCCGAGUUCAGGCUCACUGCACCACCGCCACCACCACCUUCCACAGUUUUGGUGGGUAAGGUGCUGGACUUUCUCACCUCCCAACACACUAGCCUCGCCUUUGCUGCAUCCGAUUUUAUUGCAUGCUACCUCCAACUCUUUCUGCUGCGCUCGCACCCCUCUGUCCACAUCCUUGUCGAUCCCAGCGCGACAGAUUUGCCAGACCCCUGUAACAGCAGCGUUCCUGGCCUUAUGCUCGAACCUUACUUCGAAUGCCUCUCCUCCGAGGCCAACUUCACACGCGCUAAUCACACUUACAAUCUCAGUCAGCCAUUCUUUUAUUUUGAAUCUCCAAAGACUUGGGUGGAUCCUCUCUAUACCCCAAUCUAUCCUACCUUCUCGGGCCCUGACGAGAGUGAGUUGGCAACGUCUAGUGAUACUGACGAGUGGCUGAAACCGCGAUCAGAGAUGGACUAUUCGCUCCUAUCCCCGGACGACGUGUAUGAAUUGCGCUCAGGUCUCAUAGCAGUUGCUAAUCACGUUGCGAAGCGCGAGUUCUGGUCCCAAUUAAGCCACCAAUUCCUCUCCUUCCAUCACUGUGCUGAUGCAAAAAUGGAGGAAAACGUCUGGACCCUCGUCUCUACGUUAGCUGCAGCAUUUGGCCCUCGACCUUUCUUACAACGUCUGGAGGAUUUCAUCAUGUCAUUGAUUCAGCCAGCGCUUUCGGAGCAGAUGAAUGGCGUGGUUGAGUUUGUAGGCCCUACCUUGGCUACCCGUGCCCUACAGGCACUUGUGGCAGGCUCGAUCGACUGGCCUCGUGAGGCUCGACUAGCUCUCUUUGCUCGCGUUGUACCUCGCCUUUUGGUGUCGAUUGAGGCAGCCUCGCAGCUAGCUUCCACUCAGCCCAUCCACGAGGCUCUCCAUGGCAUCACCUUUGUCACUCUUGGCACAGCUUUAAGCGCCGUCGGUGGAUCUUUUUUAUUUACUUCUGGUACAACACCACAGAACGAAAUUCGUGCCCGCGAUACCGUAGUGAAUGAUCGUCAAGCGUAUAGGAUACUCUCUGAGACUUGGAAUCAUGGUCAUGGCAUGAAUGACCAAAAUAUUGGUGACUUCAUGAUUUCAGAGCAAAAUAUUGACUGUGCAGGUCCUAAGAUUCGUCUUCCCUUCCCUAUUAUGGUCUUCCUGAAGAACUAUGCAAUUCACCGCCUCCAGCACUUUAUUUACCUGCCAUAUAUUUGGAGAUUCUUUCGUGAACUCGCUUCGACUGCCAAUGAAAAGGAGCAAAGACUAUCUACUUCAUCUGAGGUUAGUAAUAAUGGGGAGGAUCCAUCAGAGCAAUGUGACCAUCGUGUUCCUGCUGGGUACGGUGAAUGCCCUGUGUGCAUGGGGCGGCGCCUGUUUCCGCUCCUAGAUCAGCGUCGCGCCUUGAUGCACCAAGUGUCGCCUCUACUGAUGCAGACAUUACAGUGGGAUGCGUUGCAUCUUUUGAAGCACGUUCAUGCAGCAGAAGAUGAUGCAUGGGAGACCCGUGCCUGUAGCGUCUCCUUGUGGACUCGCGAACUUGCCAUUGCCACUGUAGGGGUUCUUGUCUCUGCACAUUUCGACGCUACCCUCGCUGAAGCGCCGCCUACUCUGCGCCUCUACCCUGCAACCCCUGUAACCGACCUCCCUCAGGCCUUUGAGCAUCUUGUUUCCUCUCCCUUGGAGUCUAAACUGAUUCAGCCUCUCGCCACUCUUGCCGCUACUGAACUGCUCACCAGCGCCGUUAUCGGACCGAAGUUCGUCAUGAGGCGUUUUCUUCCAUUACUUGUGCGCGACUCAUUGGCUGUCUUGGUCCUCAAGGGGGUUGUACCUUCAAAAAAGAGUUUCGCUCUACAAAAUGACCUUUUGGAGGAUGCUGUCGUAAAACUCACUCCUGUCACACUGGAGCUGUUGAAUUGUUCCCCCAGGAUGAAGUGGCUGGUUUCGCAACAGAUUGAAGCACGCUUGAGCACAUUAUUCUCAAUUCUUUCGAGUGUUAUCAACGGUGCUUUCCCUGUGAACCCUACCCCAGGUUCGGUGAAUUCGUCCCGUGAUGUUGUCUUUCUCCUUAUUGCUCCCCUCCUUGCAGACAUCGUGUCGAGCAGUGAUUUUUUCUGGACUGCUAACAGGUCGACUGGAAACGAAAAUAGCAAAGAUGAGCUCAACAAGCGCAUAGCCACUGCGCUCUUUUCUUUCUAUAGAAACGUCCUAAUGGGUCAUACGUGUGUAGAAUUGUCUCUAACUCAAGCUAGCCAUAUGCUGGACUUUGUGGGAAUCUUCUUGCUUCACAGUUCCUGGAAGACCCGUAUAUGCGGCCUUAAGUUGAUGCGACGUUUAGUUGUCUUUAACAUUUGUUCCUUCUGGCGAUCUGAUGAACGCAGCAAAGAUCUUCGUACGCGCCUGAAGGGCUAUCUUGAUGAGGCUCUCACUGACCCCUGGGUUGAGGUUGCUCGCGAAGCCUGCGAAACUAUCGCCUUCAUCCUGCAACUUGGUAUCUUUAAGUAUGAGGAACAGUGGUUUCGCCACUUAGUGAGGGAGUCGCGGGUGAAUUUGGGCUCACAAAGUGACAAAAAAGACGCAGAGGAAGGGCGACGAUCACUGCGCCGUCGGCACGCAGGAGUGCUGGGUCUCUGUGCUUUCAUAAAGGCUCGAGUGCAUGACACGCCCGACUACCUUCCUAGCGUGAUCACUGAGGUAGCGGAGCACGCGCACGAUCCCCAGCCUAUCGCCAAGUCGGUGGCCGAUACUCUUACAUCCUACUCCCAUAGCCACUACUGGGAUCGAGGCAAUUUCUCAGAAGCGGAACUCGAUGCCUAUCUCUCGGUGGUUCCAUCCUUCAAUUACUAUGUAUGA
Hydatigera taeniaeformis is the source of this 6189-nucleotide messenger RNA. The record is from the annotation of a GenBank genome assembly. NCBI's taxonomy places the organism in Eukaryota, Metazoa, Platyhelminthes, Cestoda, Cyclophyllidea, Taeniidae.